Molecule: messenger RNA, 5019 nt
Organism: Paramisgurnus dabryanus
Lineage: Eukaryota; Metazoa; Chordata; Actinopteri; Cypriniformes; Cobitidae
Gene: nek5
Product: serine/threonine-protein kinase Nek5
Biological process (GO): protein phosphorylation
Molecular function (GO): ATP binding; protein kinase activity
Source: RefSeq, a predicted model, not a curated record
AUGCAUCAUACCUCUACUAGUAUUGACUAGUUAUUUUUGAAUUCUGUCUCUGAAACUUUAAAUAUGAACACACAUGACUGUGAAUUUAUACUUGAACUUGAGUUAAUAUAAAUAUAUUAUAAAUAUUCACCAUUAUACUUCAUCUAAUUAUAUAGUAAUAUUUCAGUUGUGUGAGAGAGAAAUGUGAUUUUUACUAAUAAAUCUUAAUGUUCAAUAUGAGUCAACAGAGAUUUAUGGCUAGUUUUUGAUAUGUUGAGUUACUGAUGUUUAACAUGACUAAAGGAGACAGACUAUAACCUUUGGUUUCACAGACUUAACCCUAGUGUCUAGACUAAAACACAUGUUUGAGCUGACUCAACUGAAAAUAACUUACACGUAUAGAUCUUAAAAUAAACCAGUCUCAUUGAUUUAUCUCAAGAUACACACCAGUAACAUCUUUAAAAGAUGCUUAAACAUUGUAAUUUAACAAAGGCCUAAGUUAGUCCUGACUUCAGCUAAGCCGUAUCUGACAUAAAUCGAUUGCUGCCAUUUCUUCUCCUCAAAUAUUCAUAAGAAAAUAAUAAAGCGUCGUGUGAAACUGUAAAUCCCAGAAUGCCUUGCGCUCGUGUAUUAAAUACGUGGACUUUAUUUUUUAAUUCAGUUUGAUUUUUUUACCUUUGAUUAUUAUGGAGAACAAACUUCUUCACGAUGGAAGUUGACACUCUGUGACGCUGUUGAUGCGUUGCUAUGGUGAAUCGCACUUCCGGUGAAUGAUCAUCAUGGAUGGUUAUGAUCUGAUCCGUCAGAUCGGACGCGGUGCGUUUGGACGCGCGCUGCUGGUCAGACCCAAAGACGCAGAUCCCGCGCUUUUCUACGUCAUCAAGGAGAUCAACCUGAGACAGAUGUCCACGCGGGAUCAGGACGCCUCCAGAAAGGAAGUGAUUGUGUUAUCUAAGAUGAGGCAUCCAAACAUUGUUAGAUUUUAUAAAUCAUUUUAUGACAGGAAUCAUCUUUACAUACUGAUGGAAUAUUGUGAUGCUGGGGAUCUCAUGAACACAAUCAAAAUGCAAAAAGGACGAGCGUUUACAGAGCAACAGAUCAUAGACUGGUUUGUUCAGAUCUGUCUGGGCCUGAAGCACAUUCAUGACAAAAAAGUUCUUCACAGAGACAUCAAAACACAGAACAUCUUUCUGACUGAUGGAGGACUGAAGGUCAAACUGGGAGACUUUGGUAUUGCGAGAAUGUUGAACAGCACAAUGGAGCUGGCCAGAACUUGUGUUGGGACUCCAUAUUACCUGUCUCCAGAGAUCUGUGAAAACCAACCCUACAACAACAAAACGGACAUCUGGUCUCUGGGAUGUGUACUUUAUGAACUCUGUACACUUAGACAUCCAUUUGAAGGCAGUAAUUUAAGACAGUUGGUUUGGAGGAUCUGUCGAGGACGCUACGCUCCAGUCUCUGAGCGCUAUAGCACUGAACUACGACUUCUACUAAACCAUCUGUUUAAGAUUAAUCCUCGUGACCGUCCGUCAGUUAACUCGCUCCUCAAACAGCCGUUAUUACAGCUGCACAUCAGAAAACACCUGGAGACACAGUUGUUAAAGGAGGAGUUUAGUUACGAUGUUUUACACAAACCAGCAGCUCAACCUAAAGCCACAAAUUAUAAAGAUGAGAUGAGUGAAGCUGACGGUGUCCUAAAUCCUCCAGAUCAGAGACAUCCACCUGCACAACAAUACAACGCUCAUAAUCAUAAAAUAAACCUUCAUUGUCCUGCAGCGGUUGAAAGCCCGGCUGUGAUUGGUGCCGCACACAGAUGUGACGGUCCGCUCCGACCCUACAAGCAUCACUGCGCUCGUCUGAACCCGCUGCAGGCUCAAGCACACAUCCGUCAUCUCGCUGAUCCACAGAAACCUCUGGACAACGCUCCAAUUGACGCUCUGCAGCCCUAUCAGCUCGUGGCAGCGGCGAGAGAUGAGUUCCUGCAGAGGAGACGAGAAGCCCAUCAGUAUAAACUCAGAGCACAAAAACAGCUGGGUCUCAGGCCGUCCACAGCAGAUGAUGAGAGGAACGCCAGGUCUGAACCACAGGAACAUCAUGAGAGGAAAACACCUCACAACCCAAAACUACAGAUUGAAGAGGAAUAUCUGAAACAGUUACAGCGAAUCAGAGAGCAGUAUCAUGAUGACAUCAGAGAGCUACCCCAGAGAUCAGACACUGAGGAGAUUUCAAAGGCCACAUCAGACCUGAAGCAGCGUCACAGGAACAAACAACAGAAAGGAAUCAUGUUUGAGAUCAAACUAACUGAUGAAAAGACACAGAUGAGAUCAGAACGAGACUUAAGUUCUGCUGAGGAGGAUCCACUGAAUAAAACACUGAAUAUCUGCAUGAGAAAAGAUUCAGACGGGUCAGAGAUCAAACCUGAAGCUGAAGAGAUGAAGAGAGCUGAGUGGUGCCGAGACGCGCCUGAGACUUUACUGAACGCUCUUCAAUGUAUGGAGGUGAUGUCACACAACUCCAGCGUAUCUGAGAGUCACACGGUUUCAGGAGAUCAUGAGAGGAAACAUUGGACUAAAGGUCCUCCUGAAACUCUACUUCACGCUCUGUCUGAAGCUCAGCUCAUCUCCUCCAGCACAGGGACACUGAAGAUGCUGGAUGAGGAAGAGGGGCGUGAAGAUGAAUCUGACGUUGAGCCGGAUGAAAAUCGUCUGGAGCCUCGGUCAGAUGAUGAGGAUACGAACUUUGAGGAUUCGGAGGACGAGCUGAGACAGCAGGUGUCAGACUCCAUGAGGAAUCUCCUCAGCACACAGGACGUGGAAAAGGAGGAACAUCAGGAGGUGUUUGAGGAGAACAGGGCUAUAGUAAAAUAAAUCUCAUCUCAUUCUCUUGUGUCAGCGUUCAGCUGGGUUACAGUCAUGAAGUGAGUGACAGUAUGUUGAUUAUCUUAUUUGAAUAUGUUAGAUGUGUCACGUGAAGAACUGUGAAGAACUAUAAACAUACUGGGCCUCAUUUAUCAGCAACAGUAAAAACUGUGUGUACGUACGGUUGUUUCCACACAAGACUUGGCAUUUAUCAAUGUGGACGUGAGCGGUGCCUACCAUCAAAUCUCACGUCAGGUUUCACCUCUCGUACACAAGUUUUGAGUUAGCAUGGAGAUGUUGCUCUGCAUGGUUGGGUUGGUUACGUGUUUCUUCAUGUGAAUUCCAGGGGCGAGGCUUCAUUUAUAUGGGCAAAUAUUCAAAUUAGUAUAGUUUUCAUCAGCCACAUAAAUCAAUGGACGAUCAUUCAUAUGAUGAGAUAUACAAAUGUUUCAUGAAUCACACGUGAACUCUGUCUUCAGAUGAUAUUUGCCCACAGAUCUGCGCUUGUUUCUAUGUUAGAGAAAUAAAUGAGGCCCAAUGUAUGUUAGUGCUGCUUCCUAACAAAACUUUAGGGAAUUUGUGGAAAAGUUUCAGCUCUGACUCGUCAUAAAAAAAAUGUUGUUAGGUUUUUUUAAUGUUGUUUUUACAAAAAAUCAUCAGACACAUAAACCUUCAUUUAAUUAUUUAUGGCUUAUCUUUAGUCAUAAGAAUACAAAUGAUUUUUAACAUAUGGGUCAGUUUUCAAGACAGGGUUUAGAUUAAUCCAGGACUAGACUUUAGUUACAUUUAAGUAGUUUUUACAAACAUACCUUAAAAAAACAAUAAUGAUGUACAUCAGAAUGACAAAACAAUGGCAGUGAUAUAUGUUAAGACGCAUCAGUGCAAGAUGUUUUUAAAUUAACUCUUUCCCCACCAGCGCUUUUUUUUUAAGUUGCUGUGUGUUAUUUUUUUACAAACUUUUCACUAAAGUUUAAUGCCUUCCAAAAAACUAUCAUCUUUAAAUUUAUAAACAUACAAUAUAUCAAAUGAAAGAACAGCACCUCUCCUUUUGAAACUCUGCACUUUUUAUCACAUUUCAAAUAUGGGUAGGUUUCUCCAAAAUUGCCAAAUUUUGAACAAAAACUGAGAUGAUUGCAUUUGUGAAGGACAAAACGUACACAGAGUUUUUACUCAUCAAUGGUGGUGAAAGAGUUAAGGCAGUUCAAACUAAACUUAAGACCUCUCUGGGAAACAGUUUGUUUCUAGACCGGGUCUGUUUGCUGUGACAUGAACUAUUAUUGGAUCUGUUAUGUAGUAAAUGUGUAUUAUUCUCAUCACAGCUCUUAAUCCUCUGUUUGUGAUUGGUUGUCUCUCAAUAUCUGAUCACAUGACGACACAAGCGAUUAUAGCCAUUAUAACAGUAAAAAGAAACUUUCAAUCAAAGUUUAUCACAACAAUUUGUUUCUUUGUUGUGUGUAUUUUAUUCUAAUCUUAUAAAUACACAGUGUCUGUUAUAAAAUAGAGAAAUGGAAAAUAUGAAGAAAACUUGUUCAAGUAUUUCAUCUUCUGAAUCAGUGUUUAAGUUUCAGUCCUUUCACAAUGUUUUUGAUGCCUCUCUUUAUAUAAAUAAAACACCUGAUUAAAUCCCUCAGCAAUGACAAAUGAUCUUCAUUUAAACCCAACCUGGUAAAGCUAAACCACGCAGAUCCAACAAACUCCACCAAAACAUCAUCAUUAGAUUGAAUGAGUUUGUUGUUGUUGUCUGUUGGAUUUGUUGCGUUGCAAGUUAAUGAAGAUCAACAACUAUUAAACAUGUUGAUCUGAUGAGUGUUUCAGAUGGGUCGCAGCGUUGCCUCACAGCAAGAAGGUCACGGGUUUGAGUCCCAGCUGGGUCAGGUGGUCUUUCUGUGUGGAUUUUAUGUCUUCUUAUGUGUGUGUCAGCGUGGCUUUACUCUCACAGGCCAAAAAUAUACAGGUUGUGUGAAUUAAAGAUAUAAACCAUUAGGGUAUAAUAACACAGCAGUUGGGUUAAAACAACUCAGUAUUGGGUCAUUUUUAACUUGUUCUGUCCACUAUUUACCCUUUAAGGGUCAAAAAUAACUCAGACAUUUUUAGUGUAUGAAUUAACUUGUGUAUGGAUUAACUUGUGUAUAUACUAACUUGUGUAUGGAUUAACUUGUGUAUGGAUUAACUUGUGUAUGGA